This is a messenger RNA of Arachis ipaensis, 744 nucleotides long. Lineage: Eukaryota; Viridiplantae; Streptophyta; Magnoliopsida; Fabales; Fabaceae. The record is from RefSeq and is a predicted model, not a curated record.
AUGCCAAAGGCACGCCAAUAUCCACCAAGCCGCGCCACACCAGCUCAGCAUCAUAUCGGCAGAACGGCCAUUCGGCACCUGGGGGAUCAACGUCGUCGGACCCUUCCCUACGGCACCCGGUCAACUCCGAUCAUCACCCGAUUCGGGAUCCCCGAGAUCGUUAUCUCAGACAACGGAACCCAAUUUGCUGACAAAAAGUUCAGAGAAUUCUUAGAAGGACUACGCGUAUCUCACCGUUUCAGCUCGGUAGAACACCCCCAAACAAACGGACAGGUGGAAUCCGCAAACAAAAUAAUCGUCAAGGGAUUCAAGAAACGGCUUGACGAAGCCAAAGGACUAUGGGCCGACGAACUCGGAUCGAUCCUAUGGUCAUACCGAACCACACCGCAAACGACCACGGGAGAAACACCCUUCCGAUUAACAUACGGUGUGGAAGCGGUCAUCCCGGUAGAAAUCGGGGACCCAAGCCCUAGAAAAACGGUCGGCGGUAACGACGAAGAAGCAGAACGAGACCUCAUUGACGAGGAAAGAAGCAUAGCUCAUAUCAAAGAGCUAGCCCUAAAACAGAGAAUCAGCUUAAGAUACAACCAUGGCGUCAUCCGACGAGAAUUCACAACCAACGAUCUCGUCCUACGACGAAACGACAUCGGUCCCCCGACCCCCAGGAGAAGGGAAACUCACCCCCAACUGGGAAGGACCAUACAGAAUCAAGGCGGUAAUCAAAAAAGGAGCAUACAAACUUGA